AGAGCUCAUCCAGAGCUCAAUCAUCGCCCCAAUCGACACUCCAGGCAUACCGACUUGAGAAUGUCUUCAGAUCUACCGCUUCAAAUUGGAGAGACGUUACAAAGUCUCUCUAUCAAUCGCAAUCCCUCCACGACCCAUGAUAUCAACCCGAGCACCGCCGCUUCAGAAAAAGUACCCGUGACGGUCGAGGAGACAACUCUGGACGCCGAGUCGUAUUCUUCGUCGCUUGCCGGCUCAGAUAUUGACGAUGAAGAAGAAUACUCCUAUAAUAUUAUCCGCCCAACACGCCGGCGGCAGUCACUCCCUCCGCUUCCGGAUCUGCGAUUCGAACAGAGCUAUCUAGCUAGCAUUGCGGACGCGGAGACAUACCAGAUGGUUGCAUAUAUCACAAUAAGAGACCAAGUAAUCCUCCCUCUGCUUCAAGGCACGAUGUGGACACUUGCUCUCCAAGGCUGGCGUCACUGGAACAGAGGCACAAAGCUCUCUGGCAAAAACGCUGGUGCACGGAUUCGACGCUGGUGGUGGAGGGUCAACAACUGGCCACUAGACCAGAGUGCAUCUUCAAUUAUAAGGUCGGCGAGCAAGGACAAGAAAUUCGCCUUUAAAACCAAGGAGUUCUAUGAGAUGCAACAGAGUUCUGGUGGAGAUUGAACAAAUAUAUAUAAUGGCAACAUGGGUUGAAACGGUGGAGGAAUAUGGUCGCGACGGCUGCGAUGGAUUUACACCACUUUUUUCGCAACCAUGAUGGGAUAGCAAUCUGGCUGGAGUUUGGAGUUUGUGGAGCGUCAACGUAUAUUGGCGCCUGGGAGCAUAGAGCACAUCUUUCAGUGCCGCGAGUACUGAUACUGGCCUGGAGUAUUAUUCUCCAGCGACGUCCAGGAGAACAAAUACCCACCAACGGGACAUAUCCGGAAAGGAAAGAAGGGCUUGUAUAUAAACAUAUACUACUUCGUGUUACAUUCUAUAGACUCGAAGUAGACCAUGUUGUACAUUAUAAUCCAUGCAUUGAGUCUGAAACUCGUGUCUGGUCUGGUCCGCAUAUGCUUCAUUUCAACAUUAUGGUACUGAUAAGUAGUUUCGAAGACAAUACUGGAUAUGGUAUUCUAACUAUGAG
Molecule: messenger RNA, 1114 nt
Organism: Pseudogymnoascus verrucosus
Lineage: Eukaryota; Fungi; Ascomycota; Leotiomycetes; Thelebolales; Thelebolaceae
Exons: 3
Coding region: 61-651 (196 amino acids)
Biological process (GO): mitophagy
Molecular function (GO): mitochondrion autophagosome adaptor activity
Source: RefSeq, a predicted model, not a curated record